Dunckerocampus dactyliophorus (ringed pipefish) is the source of this 11458-nucleotide messenger RNA. RefSeq names its product BCR activator of RhoGEF and GTPase (gene bcr). Lineage: Eukaryota; Metazoa; Chordata; Actinopteri; Syngnathiformes; Syngnathidae. The record is from RefSeq and is a predicted model, not a curated record. Gene Ontology annotation, molecular function: protein serine/threonine kinase activity; guanyl-nucleotide exchange factor activity; GTPase activator activity. The coding region runs from base 600 to 4721 and encodes 1373 amino acids. Gene Ontology annotation, cellular component: membrane. The transcript is spliced from 23 exons. Gene Ontology annotation, biological process: protein phosphorylation; intracellular signal transduction; positive regulation of GTPase activity.
UGGUGUGAGAUGGGAAAGCUCGCAGCCGCUCCAUCACGGCCCAGCAAGCAAUCUUCAGCCGGAAAAUGGAAUAAAAAUCAUCGCCACGCCAAGAAAAAUGGAGCGAGAAGCACAACCGCCGACUCCUACUUGAUCGCCGCCUCAGUUUGCUCAACAUGUCCGGUGCUGCUCUCGCUUGUGUUGCGUCCUUGUGAGUCCGUUCUGUACAAAGGAGCAUCCAUAAGCACCUGAGAUUGCUACCGAAUUAUCGAGAAGGAGCGAGAGGACCCGUUGGUGCCAAGAAGUCCGGAUCUACUCGCGCACAACACCGGCAAAUCGAGAGGAGGUUUAUAUUUUAGACGUUUUGCUACCUGGAGUCGUUUUCACAUUCGCUAAAAGUGACCUGUGUUGGAAUAAUGCAUGCGGGAAACGACAGCUUUUUGUCCUCGAUUAUGAUCAGGGUCCACAAAAGGAUGUUUUGUUGCGACUGUGCAACCCACGACAAGUGUGUGUCAUCCCUAUAGUGCUCCUGAGCAGGUCCUCUGAAGGCCUCCUGUAAACACACUCUCUGCUUUGUUGUCCAGAUAAGACUGUUGGGCUGAGACAAAUAAGACACAAAUAUGGUGGAGCCGGUGGGAUUCAUCGAGGCGUGGAAGGCUCAGUUCCCAGAGUCGGAGCCUCCGAGGAUGGAGCUAAGGUCCGUGGGGGGUAUCGAACAGGAGCUGGAGCGAUGCAAGGCGUCCAUCAGGCGGCUGGAGCAGGAGGUGAACAAGGAGCGCUUCCGCAUGAUCUACCUGCAGACCCUCUUGGCCAAGGAGAGGAAGAGCUACGACAAGCAGCGCUGGGGCUUCCGGAAGACGCCGCUCAACGAGGGGGUGGACCCCGCCGCUUCUCAGGGGGCAGAGUCCCAGCAGCCGCACAUGCAGGAGACCGGAGGGGUGGGUUGCGGCGUUGGGGGCGGGUACCCUACCGUCGGAGACAGAAGCCGCUACCAGCCUCAUGGUGACGGAACAGGCAGAUCCAAACCUAGACCCCCGCCAGCAAGGAAGUCGGCCUCCCACGGCGAUGGGCUGGAGUCGGCCUUCGAGGUGCCCCCGCAGGCUGAGUCAACCUCCUGCGACAACCUGGAUGGCCUUUCACCCUCCAAGCAAAGAGGGGGCAUCUCCGUGUCGCCAAGAAGGCCCACUCUCCCGCCCCCGGACAAGGAGCUGUCAUCCGACCCCAACGACAAGCUGGGCAUGGGGCUCGGUGUGGCCGCUCUGAGGUCCAACUUUGAACGAAUCAAGCGUGCCAACUCUCACUCUGUGGGCGAUAAAGGUCAAGAGAAGCAGAAGCAGCCACCCCUGCCACCUCCUCCUUUCUACACCAACAUGGAGUUCCACCACGACCGGGGUCUGGUCCGGGUCAACGACCGUGAAGUCUCUGACAAGAUCAGCUCUUUGGGGAGUCAGGCCAUGCAGAUGGAGAGGAAGAGAUCCCUGCACUCCCUCCCCGGGAAUCUGGCCACCGUGGCAGGGGAGCUCCGUGCCAGGCCCGUGUAUCGGGGGCGGUCCACUGAGAGCACCUGCGGGUACGAUGCGGAGUAUGAAGAUGGAGAGCCCAAUCAGAGAACUAGAUCCAAUGGUGGCAAACCUCCACCGCCGCCUUGGCAACCCUCUGACUUCCAGGCCUACUCCAGCGUCUACGUCGGCGGGGUCAUGAUGGGCGAGGGCGGCGUCGGCGGGGAUGGGCGAGUCCAAAUGAGAGACCACAGCGGAGGCGGAGGUGACGACCACCUCCUCACGUGGCCUCGCCGUUCAUACUCCCCGGGUAGCUUCGAGGACGUUGGCGGGGGCGGCGGCUACACGCCGGACUGCAGCUCCAACGAGAACCUGACGUCCAGCGAGGAGGACUUCUCGUCGGGGCAGUCCAGCCACGUGUCGCCCAGCCCCACCACUGCCUUCCGCAGGCCCUUCCGGGAGAAGAGUCGCUCGCCCUCGCAGAACUCCCAGAACUCGCAGCACUCGUUUGACAGCAGCAGCCCGCCGACACCGCAGUCACAGAAGCGCCACCACCGACAGCAGGGCGGCCACGUGGUCAUGUCGGAGGCCACCAUCGUCAGUGUGCGCAAGACGGGGCAAAUAUGGCCGCCGGCUGUCCACCACGACCUCAUGCCCCAUCACGGCAGAGCGUCGCAUGACAACAGUUACCAUGGAGACCACCUGGAUGGCCAUUACACCGGGACGCCGCCCUCUUACGGCUACGACGCCGACCGCGCCGAGGAGCAGCGGAGGCACCACGACAUCCUCCCCUACAUUGACGACUCGCCUUCGUCGUCGCCUCACCUGAGCUCCAAGAGCCGCAGCAGUCGGGACACGCUCUCGUCGGGAUCGCUGGAGUCCUCCAAGUCGACGGAGUGCGACCUGGAGAAAGGUCUGGAAAUGAGGAAGUGGGUCCUGUCUGGAAUUUUGGCCAGCGAAGAAACAUACCUCAGUCACCUGGAGGCACUGCUGCUGCCCAUGAAACCUUUGAAAGCGGCGGCCACCACGUCGCAGCCCGUGCUCUCCGUGGCCCAGAUCGAAACCAUCUUCUUCAAAGUGCCUGAGCUCUACGAGAUCCACAAGGAGUUCUACGACGGGCUCCUGCCCCGCGUCCAGCAGUGGAGCCACCACCAGAGAGUUGGGGAUCUUUUCCAAAAACUGGCCAGCCAGUUGGGAGUUUACCGGGCGUUUGUGGACAACUACGAGCUGGCGGUGGAGACGGCCGAGAAGUGCUGCCAGGCCAACACGCAGUUUGCCGAAAUAUCAGAGAACCUGAAGGUGAGAAGCCCCAAAGACUGCAAGGAGCCCACAGCCAAGAACUCCCUUGAGGCUUUGCUUUACAAGCCAGUGGACAGAGUGACGCGCAGCACGCUGGUGCUUCACGACCUGCUCAAGCACACGCCCGCCAGCCACCCGGACCACCCGCUGCUCCAGGACGCGCUGCGCAUAUCGCAGAACUUCCUGUCCAGCAUCAACGAGGAGUCCACGCCACGAAGGCAGCUGAUGACGGUCAAGAAGGGCGAGAACCGCCAGCUGCUGAGGGACAGUUUCAUGGUGGAGCUGGUGGAGGGAGCCAGGAAGCUGCGACACGUCUUCCUCUUCACCGACCUGCUGCUCUGCGCCAAACUGAAGAAACAAAUCGCCGGUAAAAACCAACAGUACGACAGCAAGUGGUACAUCCCGUUGAGCGAACUCGCCUUCCAGGGACCCGAGGAAGCCGAGCCCCUCACCGUCCCGCAAGUCCCCGACGAGGAGCUGGACGCCAUGAAGGUGAAGAUCUCCCACCUGCGCAGUGAGAUCCAGCGAGAGAAGAGCGCUAACAAGGGUUCAAAGGUCAUCGACCGUCUCAGGAAGAAGCUGUCCGAGCAGGAGUCUCUGCUGCUCUUGACGUCUCCCAGCAUGCACCUCCGAGUUUACAACAAGAGCGGCAAGAGCUACAGCUUCCUGAUUUCGUCCGACUACGAACGAGCAGAAUGGAAGGAGCUCAUCAAAGAGCAGCAGAAGAAAUGUUUUAAAGCCUCUUCGUUAACGUCCAUGGAACUUCAAAUGUUGACCAACUCGUGUGUCAAGCUGCAGACGGUCCAUCACAUCCCGCUUAGUAUCAAUAAGGAGGAGGAUGAAGCGCCGGGUCUCUACGGCUUCCUGAAUGUAAUCGUCCACUCCGCCUCCGGCCUCAAACAGAGCUUGAAUCUCUAUUGCACAUUGGAGGUGGACUCUUUUGGCUUCUUUUCCAAUAAAGCCAAGACGAGAGUGUAUCGAUACACCACUGAACCCAAAUGGAACGAGGAGUUCGAGAUUGAGCUGGAGGGCUCGCAGACCCUGCGGCUGCUCUGCUACGAGAAGUGCUACAACAAGACCAAGCAGAACAAAGAGGACGGCGAGAGCACGGACCGCAUCAUGGGGAAAGGACAGAUCCCGCUGGACCCGCAAACUCUGCAAGGCAAAGACUGGCAAAGGACGGUCAUUCCCAUGAAUGGGAUUGAGGUCAAACUAUCCAUGAAGUUCACCAGCCGGGAGUUCAGCCUGAAGAGAAUGCCCUCCAGGAAACCCAUGGGCGUCUUUGGAGUCAAGAUCUCCACCGUGACCAAACGCGAGCGUUCCAAGGUGCCCUACAUCGUCCGCCAGUGCCUGGAGGAGAUUGAGAGGCGGGGGAUGGAGGAGGUGGGCAUCUAUCGAGUGUCCGGGGUGGCCACUGACAUCCAGGCCCUCAAGACGGCCUUUGACACCAACAACAAAGACGUGUCUGUGAUGAUGAGCGAGAUGGACGUCAACGCCAUCGCCGGCACCUUGAAGCUGUACUUUCGGGAGCUUCCGGAGCCGCUGUUCACCGACGAGCUCUACCCAAAUUUUGCAGGCGGCAUCACGCUGUCGGACAGCGUGGCCAAGGAGAGCUGCAUGUUGAACCUGCUGCUGUCGCUACCGGAGCCUAACUUGGUCACCUUCCUUUUCCUCUUGGACCACCUGAAAAGGGUGGCAGAGAAGGAGUGCGUCAACAAGAUGUCCCUCCACAAUCUGGCCACCGUGUUCGGCCCCACCCUCUUGCGGCCCGCCGAGAAGGACAGCAAGAUCCCAUCUAACCCCACCCAGCCCAUCAGCAUGGGGGACAGCUGGUCCCUGGAAGUGAUGGCACAGGUCCAGGUGCUGCUGUACUUCCUGCAGCUGGAGACCAUCCCCACCCCUGACAGCAAACGACAGAGCAUCCUCUUCUCCACCGAGGUCUAAAGACUACUUUGGUUACCUCAAACGUGGACCGUGAAGGACUCAAAGUGAGCCUCGCAGGAGAGGAAAGGAUUUUUUUCCCCACCACUAGAGGGUGACGUUGAGCCUCUAGCCGCGUCUGUCAGCUAUCCGUAUGUUCUUCUUCCGUCUGCAUUCCUUCAAGAGAUCUCAUCCUCUCCAACAUUUCCAGACAUCAUGUCAGCAAGGAAGGGGAAUAUCCGGCGUUCCUGCUCAUAAAGCCGUAAAGCCGACGGUCGUGCUUCUUAUGUCUGUUUACAAGGUAAACAAACCACAGCCGCUUGAAGGAAUUACCGAAGGAAGGCGUUUACAGUAGAUCCCGGCUAUUCGUUCCAAGACUCCCCAGCAAUUUAUGAAAAAACACAAAUAAUGGCCGUGAAAAAGUCUUUUACACAUGAACAUAAACAAUUGCAGGCACACAGUAUACAGCAGGGGUGUCCAAACUUUUUCCACCGAGGGCCGCUUGCUGAAAAAAAGCAAAAGAUGCUAAUAUUUCUCCUUUUGUGUACCAACCCAAACAGAUAAGAAGUCAUCCUAUGUACAUAUACUUCAAGCUUUGUGUUUACAAGUGGCCAAACCUAUUUCUUGCUCGUUUUUCAUUUCUUUCUCUUUUUUUUUUUUCAUUUUUCAUUUACAAAAAUUUCAAUUUUCACCUCGGAAUAUUUGGACUUUAUUCUCACAAUAUUAGAACUUUUUUCCCCCCAAACUAAUUUUCCCAAAGCUUUAAAUUAAUUUUUUGUUUUUCUUCUAAUAUGGCAACUUUUAAAAUGUGAUAUUUCAACUUUAUGCUUCUAAAAUCAUUUUUUUUUCCCUCGUAAUAUCGCAAUUUUGUUCUCUUAAUAUUAAGACUUUUUUUCUCUUGGCUUUAAACUUUUUUCUCUUUUUCUGCUGUUUUUUUUUAUUUACUUUUCUUGAUUUUUUUAGGUGUAAUUACAUUUUUGUUUUUUUAGAAUAUGCAGAUGGCCAAUUUAAAACAAUGCCACCUAAUUGCUGCUCCUUUUUCCAUUUUUGCUGCUGUUGGGGCCCGAGCGCCAACGUGGGAAGGCCUCCUUGAAACCGCUAUGUUUAUUCUUUUUUUUCCCCUAUUUUUCCAAUUUUCUUGCGUUUUUGAGGACCUUGGGAUGCAUCGAAAACUCAAAAUUUGCAAGCGUGCCAGGUUUGUGAUAUUUCCGCGCUCCCGAAGACGAACUCCCGGAUCUCACUCGGUAGCGUUUCACCGAACCCCACGGAAUUUGGUGAUGACAUCAAUCAUGACGGGAUGAGAAAAAAAGUCUCAAGGACGCACGUUCCAAAACAAACAGGAAGCCGGCCAUUUUGGUUUCUGGCGGCAAUUCUGGGUUCUGGCACUUUGACCAAAAGAGCCCAAAUGCAAAUGGCAGACACUCGGCAGAUGGCCCUUGUUAAACCACCAAGGAUUUUAGACUGGGCCAUAAGAUGUGGGCUUUGAUGAUCAAUCAAACAAUUUGCCACUAAACUGUAACUGUUAAAAACCCACACGGUGAUAUCUUCAUCAUAGUUGCCGCAUGUGGUGAAGACGACAACUUGAUGCUAUACUGUACAUGAGUCACGUCCUGCGUCCUGAAUUUGUCUCAGCGCCACCCAGUGGCAGCAGGGACCCUGAGUUGCAUGGGGGUGCGAGGGCCCGUUCAAUGCUGUUUUAUCUUGUUUUGUUUUUUUUUAUUUAAUUUUAUUUAUUUAUUUAUUUUUUAUGUGAUGAAGGCUAAUUAAAAAAAACACAGACCACAUGGAGGCCCUGGGCCACACUUUGGACACCCUUGGUAUACAGUACUGUAUCGAGAUCCUCGAUAUUGGCUUUCUUAUCGAUGUCGGAUAUAUCGAUAUUACACAUUUACAAUCCAAAGGCCAAACUUGAAAUUACUUUCACACCGCAGCUUGUUGCUGUGUGGAGCGUGUCAUCACUCAUGCACCAAUAUCCUUAUCGGCAGAAAAGGCGAUACCGAUAUGAACUGACUUUUAUGCCGAUACCAGCAGUGAUUGUACCUACAAAAGGUUCCGUUACACAGCAUCACGUCUUGUCAAAGCAUCUUCCUGCUGGAAAAUGUGGACUUGUAAGACAGCGCCCUCUGCUGGAUUGGCAGCUGCAGCACCAUUUCCCCGCCGCAGAUAGCGCCAUCAAACCCCAUUCUGGUUAAGUUACCAUUAAAAACAUUUGUAAAAAUUGGGAUUGACGCCGAAUAAGCGGGGAUUUACUGUAUUCCCAAAAUGGCCACACCGCCUGCCGUUUUUCUUCGCCAUUUUGCGCUCUUUCCCUGAACGAUCCACAGAAGGCGAUGUAUUUUCUACCUUGUUCCAUCGUGCGGGAUGGUCCGUCCCUCGUUGUACAUACUCUUAAAGUCUGUCUUUAAGAUCUUUAUAAUCUAAGAUGUUGAGUGUAAUUUAUUCCUGUUUUUUCUAUGUGCGUACUUUAGGGGGUUUUGGACGAGGCGAGUGCUUUUAGCGAGCCUCCGACGUGUCUCGCCGUUAACAGAAGCAGGAUGUUAGCCUUGUUCUUCGUUCUUCUGCAGCCUUUUUAUUGCUUCUUUCACUACGAAGGUGACGUACUUGAACGCUGCUGUCGGGGGCGGAAAGGCACACGUUUUUUUUCCUCGUUCUUUUUUUUUUUUUUGAAGCUGCUCCGUGUCGCAUCCACACAACAUCUUAGUGGUGACGUUUCUGCAUCGUUUCAGCUAAAACGCCGUCGUGUUUGAUCGUCGCCGUCUCCCUACUGGAGAGAGAGUGUGUUUAUCGGGUCGGAGUCGACGCGCAUCAACAGCAACAUGAAACCGGCUGAAUGUCAGCGCUCCUAAAUAACUCGCCGCCGUUGUGGCGUUACCGUAAAUGCUCCAGUUGUUGCCGGACGUUUAUUUUCCUAAAGCACAAAGCAGCUGACGUAUAAAAUAUAAAGCAAUAGGUGUGUUCGUGUAACACGCGUGACCUUUACACCAACAGCUGAGUAGCAACAUUUUAAAGCGCAUGCAGAGCUAGUAAAGCUGCUGAAUGUGGGGGUAAUUAAAACACAAUCAGGAGGUUGCGGACAGGCACAACCAAUGUUUUGUUUUGCUCUUUUUUUUGUUUUUUGGUAAAAUUACAACUUUUUUUAUUACAAGAUUUUUUUAUUGUAAAAUUAUGACUUAUUUAUUAAAUUACAAGAUUUUUUUGUUCGUAAAAUUCAGUGUUUUUCAUAUAAAAUGAAAGGGUUUUUUUUUUUGUAAAAUUAUGACUUAUUUCCCAUAAAAUUACAAGAUUUGUUCUUGUAAAAUUAUGACUUUUUUCCUUGUAAAAUUCCAAUAUUUAUUCUCGUAAAAUUUUGACUUAUUUCCCAUAAAAUUACAAUUAUUUACCAUGAAAUUACAAUAUUUAUUCUCAUAAAAUGAUGCCUUAUUUCCCAUAACAUUACAAUAUACAGCAUUUUUUUUAGUAUGACUUAUUUCCCAUACAAUUACAAUACCAAUUAUUGUAAAAUGAUGACUUAUUUCCCAUAAAAUUCCAAUACUUAAAAUUUAAAUAUAAAAAUAAAUUAUGGCUAAUUUCACAUCAAAUUACAAUAAUUUUUCUUGUAAACAUACAACUUUUUUCUCAUAAGAAUAAAAGUUUGUUCUUGUAAAAUUACAACUUUUUUCUUAUAACAUUACAAUAUUUUAACUUGUAAAAUUGCAACUCAUUUCCCAUAAAAAAAUGUUCCCCCCCCGUAAAAUUCUUUGACUACUUUUUAUCUCGAAUAGAAGUGUUUUUUUUUCUCAUAAAAUUAAGACGUGUUCUUAUGGAUUACGACUAUUUUUUGUGAAUAAUUUUGUUGUAUCUCUUAAGAAUAUUAAAUUAAAUUAAAUUAAAUUAAAUUAAAUUAAAUUAAAUUAAAUUAAAUUAAAUUCGGACUUUUUCUCAUCGAAGUAAACCUCUUUUGUCAUUAUAUUAUUUCCCUUUUGUCAUAAAAUUCCCAAUAUUUUGAGUGUCACAAUAUUAUGACCGUUUUCUUGUCAAGUUAAAAAAAAGAAUUGGCCAUAAUAUUAUGAAUACUUUCUUUCUGUCCUCCUAUGAUCUUUUUGCUCAUAAGAAGAUGAUGCGUUUCUAUUAACUGUUUUCUCUCAAAACAAAUACUUUUUUCCCUCAUAAAAACUCUAACGGAGGUUUUAAUUGGAGCAUUUACGGAACGUGAUUAUUGGCACAUGUGCACACUUUGUACAGUGGAACCUUGAACCCCGAAAACACCCAACAUGACCAAGUCCAUUCGUUUCAGUGGGAAGGUACGGAGUGUGUGAGGUGGCACUGUACAAAAGUUAGCACGCAGCUUUGGUGACUAAGAUUAGCACGCAACUUUGCUGCCCAACGUUAGCACACAACUUCAGUGAUUGACAUUAGCACGCAAAUUUGGUGACUAACGUUAGCGUACACUAACAGUAGCACCCAACGUUGGUGACUAACGUUAGCGCACAAAUUUGGUGACUAAUUUGGCACGCAACUUUGGUGACUAAUGGUAGCACACAACUUUGAUGACUAAUGUUAGCACGCAACUUUGGUGACUAGCGUAAGCAUGCACUAACAUUAGCACGCAACGUUGGUGACUAACGUUAGCACACACAAUUGCCGACUAAUGUUAGCACAACUUCAAUGACUAAUGUUAGCACAACUUCAAUGACUAAUGUUAGCGCGCAACUUUGAUGACUAGCGUUAGCACGCAGCAUAGGCAAGUGGGUGAUCCAGGGGAGAUGCUGUCUUAGUAACGAGCGUUUAUCCCAUCCAAACAUGAAAAUGAAUGAAUGAUAAGCCCCGAUAUUAAAGCUCCAUAGUGAUGUUUUGGUGAUGAACAUGCAGGCAUGUUGAUUUUCAUUUGUGUUUUUGUACUUUUAUUUAUUCCAAUGCAUCCUUAGAGCGGCCCCGUCAUCAUUAUUACUUGUGGGAAAAGUUGACUUAUGGAGUAUACCGUAGUACAGCAUAUACAUAUCUCCAUUUCUGUGCUUUAAUUAAUAAUAAAAAAAAGCAUAUCUAAAGUUUUUUAAAAAAUGCAUGCUCGUAGACGACCACCAUGUACCCCAUCAAACAUCUCGUAGGUUUUUUUGGAAUGAAAGCACAACAGGUAGUUUCAUCGACACUUUUGAUAGAAAAACAUGUGAAAUUGGACGCGAGCGCCGCCAUCUUUGGUCCGUGUUUCUAUCAGUAAGUCCUCAAGCGUCCACGAAUCCGCUUGUUCCAUGGCGCCAACACGUCCUUUUGGCCUUGCUGUGUGUAGCAUGCGUUUCUACGUCUACGUCCCGAUUGCCUACACUUCUUGUAAUGACCCUGUCGUGCCUCAAAACACACACACACACACACACACACACACACACACACACACACACACACACACACACACAGCUUUUGUUUGGCUUGACAGUGCAAACUUUCCUUGUUGCCUUUUUUUGCUGAGCACAUUUUCUUCUUCUAGACUAAGACAGGACCUGCAACUGCUUCAAAGUCUCAAUAAACGGUCUUAGCUGGUCCACUAUGCGCCCGCCCUCCUUUCUAACGCUGAAAUUCUUGCCCGUGUCCUUAUUUCAAGUCCCUUAAAUGCCUUUUGAAGCGUAUUUAUUUAUGCUCUGUCUUGAAAUAGAAGGUCUGCUGGAUCUAUUUAUUUAGGACAAUAUCCUCCAGGAGAACGUUCAUGUUUCUUGUUGCGUUUGUCGUCAUUGGUGGUGUUAAAAUAAACCAAGACUGGACACUGUGAUUGUUGGAAGGAAGGCAUCAAGGAUGCAUGACACCCUGUUUGGUAUGUUGCUUUGUCGUUGGCACAACGGAGGAAGGAGUUUUGGGGCCGCACUCAAAAGACAAAAACAUGGUUUUGACGUCAUGAAGGCGUGGUGUUACUGGAAUAACGUCGACACAAGUGGCAACGCCAUGAAAAGAAACUCGCACUGUGGCCAGAAUAAAGACACAUUUUUCACGUAACACGCCGAGAGGAAAGUUAUUUGAAAAAGUCAGAGCAAUGCAACAUCCGAUUCCCCGUUACACCAAAACGACCGGAGCAUCCGUGUGACAAAUUGACCUUAUUCUCUGCAAAGUGGGACUUUUUCCAGCUCAAAUUAAGAAAAUAAAUAAAUAUCUUUAUAUUACGGAUUUUUUUUGUUUGUUUUGUUUUGUAAAAUUACAGUUUUUUUUCAUAAAAUUUCAUUUUUUUUGUGCAAAUUUACGACUUCUUUCUCCUAAAAUUGCAAUUUGUUCCUUGUAAAAUUAUGAUUUUUUAAAAAAUUAAAUAAAAAAAUUUUUUUCUCAUAAAAAAACUUUUUUCUUUCAAAAUGCAGACUUUUUCCUCAUAGCAUUCCAACCUUUUUCUCAUUAUAUGAUGUUUUUCUUUUAAAAUUGUGUCUCAUAAAAUGAUGAGUUUUGUCUCAUAAGAUUAAGACUGCUUUCUCUAAAAAUUAUGCAUUUAAAAAAAAAAGUACAUUAAAAAUGACAACUUUUUUCACAAAAAACACAUUUUUUUCUCGUAAAAUUGAGAUGUUCUAAAAUUAAAACUUUUUUGUCAUUAUUAGUUUUUUUCUCAUAAAAUUACAAUCUUUUGUAUUAUAAAAUUCUGACUUUUUUCCCUUGCAAAAUAGUGUCUCGAAACUACUUUUUUCUCUAAAAACUGAAAAAGAAUUCUCCUAAUAUUCAAAAUUGUUUCCCCCAAAUUACUACUCGUUCUGUUAAAUAUUGUUUUUAAACUCAUCUUUAAAUUAAAGGGAAAGGCUUCUUGAGACGUCAUCUGUACU